CUACUUCUAAAAGCCAAAAUGGGAAAGGAAAAGAUUAAUAUCAACAUUAUCAUCAUUGGACACAUAGAUUCAGGCAAGUCCACCACUACUGGCCAUCUCAUCUACAAAUGCGUGGGCAUUAACAAAAGAGCCAUUCAAAAACUUGAGAAGGAGGCUGCUGAUGUGGGAAAGGGCUCCGUUAAGUAUGUCUGGGUCUUGGAUAAACUGAAAGCUAGGCAUGAAGCUGGUAUCACCAUUGAUACCUCCGUGUGGAAAUUUGAGACCAGCAAGUACUAUCAGUGGACAAGAAGGCUGCUGGAGCUGGCAAAGUCAUCAAGUCUGCCCAGAAAGCUCAAAAGGCUAAAUUAA
This is a messenger RNA of Sapajus apella (tufted capuchin), 348 nucleotides long. Its product is annotated as elongation factor 1-alpha, oocyte form-like. Gene Ontology annotation, molecular function: translation elongation factor activity; GTP binding; GTPase activity. NCBI's taxonomy places the organism in Eukaryota, Metazoa, Chordata, Mammalia, Primates, Cebidae. Gene Ontology annotation, biological process: translation; translational elongation. The coding region runs from base 19 to 348 and encodes 109 amino acids. The transcript is spliced from 2 exons. The record is from RefSeq and is a predicted model, not a curated record.